AUGAGUAGUCGACGGUCAAGAUCUCGAUCUCGAUCACGAUCUCCCGAACGUCCAAACUUUACUCCGUCAGGGAUUUUAGCUAGAUAUGAAAACGAAAACUCAGGGAUUGCUAUUAAAUACACUGAACCAUUAGAUGCAUCUCUUCCUAGAUAUCAUUGAAGACUUUUUGUAUAUGAAGGAAAUAAUGAAAAAGAUCCAAUUGAUUUACACAUAAAAAGCAGCUAUAUAAUUGGAAGAGAUGAAAAUAUUGCUGAUAUUUUAAUACCUCACAUGUCUGUUUCUAAGGAGCAUGCUGCAAUACAGUUUAGAAAACGAAAGUCUCAUAUUCUUCCAUAUAUAAUAGACUUGGAAAGCAAAAACGGCACAUAUUUGAAUGACAAGAAAUUAGAAGCUGCAAGAUUUUAUGAAAUUCAAAGCCAAGAUAUUUUGACUUUUGGGACCUGUGAAAUGGAAUAUGUUGCAGUUAAAGGCGAUAAGCUUAGGUAUAGAGAAUAA
This is a messenger RNA of Blepharisma stoltei, 495 nucleotides long. NCBI's taxonomy places the organism in Eukaryota, Ciliophora, Heterotrichea, Heterotrichida, Blepharismidae. The record is from the annotation of a GenBank genome assembly.